Molecule: messenger RNA, 2886 nt
Organism: Triticum turgidum subsp. durum (durum wheat)
Lineage: Eukaryota; Viridiplantae; Streptophyta; Magnoliopsida; Poales; Poaceae
Source: the annotation of a GenBank genome assembly
AUGUCAGCCGGCCAGCCGAGGAAGCGGCCCCCGAACGCGCCGCCGCCCAACCAGCAGCAGCAGCACAAGAGAUCGAGCAAGCGGGCGAGGGGCUCCCCUCUGCUGACCCUCAGCUCUCACAUCCACCUCCGCUGGGAUGACCGCUCCAGGCGGGCCCUCCCCGCCGACGACCAGAUCGGCAUCCCCUGGCGCCACCUCGCCCCCUUCAUCGACUCCCCGCCCCGCGCCCGCCGCGCCCUCGCCCUCGCCCUCGCCGACGUCGCCCCCGUCCCCAGGCGGAUUUUCUCCCUGGGCGACAUCCCUCUCCUCGGUGGGGUGUUGUCCUACGAGGUCUGGGACGCCUGCCUGACGGAGGCCGACAGGAGGUUCCUUGCCAGGUUUCUUCCGGCCGGCUCCGAUGCCGAGGAAGCAGUGCGCCAUUUGCUCACAGGGGAAAAUCACCACUUUGGGAACCCCCUUGUAACCUGGUCCUCUUCUCUUUGCUCUGCUCAUCUUCAUCCAGACGCUAUACUUCACAAGGAGCAGCAAAUCAGAGCCGAUAACAAGGCAUAUCAUGCACUGUUGAACAACUACCAUUCCGACAUCACUGAGACCCUCACCAGGUGGAGGGACAAAUGGUUAACUUGUGACAAUCCAAAAAGCUUGUUCAGGGAUAACCUUGCUAAACAGCGACGAGGGGACCGGCAGUCAUCCGGAGAAAAUGUCAUAUUUUCUAACGCUCCUAAGAAUGCAAUACCCAUGAAGGUUGUACGAAACGGUGAUGUCACAAAGUAUAUGUCAUAUAUUAAGGUCAGCAGGGCUCAACAUGAUCUUGUUAAGAGAAUGAAACAAUCUGGUGAUGGCAUUCAGACAAGACAUCUUGUUGGUGUUAUUGGUGAUAUCGAUAACUUUCAUGUGAAACCAUAUGAGACACUGAUGGAGGAUGAGAAACAGAAACUGCACGAUCAUUGGGUCAUUCUGUCAUGUAAAGAACUCCCUGCUGCUUUCAAGGCCCGCCGGGAAGAGAAGUUGGUUGCUGAGAAAUUAAGGAGGUCUUUGUGCCUUGAAAUUGCAGAGAGGAAUAUGUCUGAGGUGGAAAAGGCAGAGCAGUUAGGUGUCAGAACCGCAGAAGUUGGGCAAGAUGGCGCUUAUCGAAAUAGUGGCACCUCAGAUGGACAGGAAGAACUGGUAGAGCACUCGCCUCAGGAUGUGCCGCAAUCCGGGAAUAAUAGCAGCGCAGGUCUUGAAGAUGAAGAAGAUGCCAAUGAUACAAGUGAUACUACUGAUACAUCCACAGACUCUCAUGACAGCCCAAACACGACAGAUCAAGAUGGCAAUGAUGGCAAUGGUACGAGUGAUACAGGUACAUCCACUGACUCUCAUGACGGCCCAAACGUGACAGAUCAGGAUGUUAUGGACACGAAUAACACGAAUAUACAUACCCAGAGUCAGGGUACCUCAGACGAGCAAGAUGAAGAAGUUGAAAAGACUAGCAGCACAAGUGCUAAAAGUGGCGACAGCUCAGACGCGCAAGAUGAAGCCCCUGUGGAUAUAAGCUGUAGGAACGGAAUCUCCCAGAGCGAUCCAGGCAUGGCAGAUGAUGAUAUGGAAGACACCAGCUGCAAUGAUACAACUCUCCAAGACCAUCACAUUCCAGAUAUGCAAUCUCAGGAGCCCAAGGCCAUGAGCGACACGAUCUCACCUAUUCAAGGCCUCAACAGCCCGAAUAUGCUAGUUCAAGAUUGCAAGAAGACUGGCUAUAUAGGUUUUCCUAUUCAUGUUCAUGGCGGUUUCGAUGAGCAAACUGAUGACUUGAAGAACAUGUGCUACCCGAGUGCCUCAACUGGACAUGACAAUAAAAAAGAGAUGAAUGGCAUGAUUCUUGAUCAAAGAGAGACUGAUGAUAUCUCAAUGAUGCCCUCUGAUAGUACUUUGAGCAGGCAAACUAAUGUGGAAGGUCCUGAACUAAAAGGGCCUGCAAAAUGCGAGAAAGAAUUAUGGCAGUCAGCAAGCUCUGUGGAUUCCUUUUACCACCCUCCGGGGAAUGGCCUAUACGCACAAUCAGGUGCCCUGCAGCUUAAACAUCAUCUGUCUGGAGGGCCAGCAACUUGUAUGAUUGACUUGAAGGUAGAUGACAGACGCAGACAGCAAACUCAAAUCAGUGUUCCUGCUGCGCAACCGAUGAGCAGUUCAGCAUCUCUGUUGCAACCAUGCACCGACCAGCUAAACGGUGAGCAGCUCCUAAAUGGCACAAAGGGUGUCGGAAUGGUCCCCUCUUAUUCCCUGGGACAUGUGAACGGCAUGAAACAGUCUAUGGGCUUGCAUUCCAUGACAAACGGACACCUAGCUCAAUCUGGCCUGGCCCAAGAGCAGAUGCAAUUGCUUGGUGAGAGGCACAGCGGACUUUACUCGCAGCAAGUUGAGAACAACAUCAACAUGUAUUCCAGUGCAACGCUCUGUACUCAGAACAGCUUUCCUAUGGUCGAGCCGCAAAGUUUUGCGGGUCACGUGCCUGCAGAUCGGAGUCGCAGCUGGUUCCCUGAUGAGGACCAACCAUCACAUAAUAAUUGGUCUGGAAUGGGAUCAAACGGCGUCGUUUUAGGCCAGGAUGUGCCUGGCGGGGAUGGGAGUCUUCUGAGCGUCCUGUCCCAGUACAAGCAGCAGGUAUCUUCACGCCCGCCGGGCUCUGACCAGCUGCUCCUUGGAGGAAGGAGGAAUCUAGUUGCUCCUCUUGGUGUUGCUGAGAACAUGGUUCUUCCAUCCCCAGAUGUGUAUGGUUACACCCACCAGAAUAAUGUGGCAAGCAGCCAGGUAGACAGCAAUCUGCAAUGGGCACAGGGAAUGACCCAUCCUUCUUCCUCUGCUGCUUGUUUCAGGCAGUUUGGUGGAGGGCCCUGGUCAAGAUAG